UUCAUCCGCCUGCAUAUGCAGCCAACCGGACCGGACUUUCCGGAUCCUGAAGCAAUGGGCAGUGAAAUAACUGAACUUCGCGCCCGCCUCGAGACUUUGGAGACAGAAAAUGCAGAUCUUAAACUCCGGCUAGCCGCCAGGCUCUCCGGCCCCGAUGCAUCGCCAACAGUAGCUGCCGCAAGCGCCGCUGUCUCCGGUGUGCAAGGACCAUCCGAAUCAGCUGGCACCACUUCCACAGCUCUGAAAGCACAACAAUAA
Molecule: messenger RNA, 258 nt
Organism: Protopolystoma xenopodis
Lineage: Eukaryota; Metazoa; Platyhelminthes; Monogenea; Polystomatidea; Polystomatidae
Source: the annotation of a GenBank genome assembly